Sodiomyces alkalinus F11 is the source of this 2142-nucleotide messenger RNA. Its product is annotated as MFS general substrate transporter. Lineage: Eukaryota; Fungi; Ascomycota; Sordariomycetes; Glomerellales; Plectosphaerellaceae. Gene Ontology annotation, biological process: transmembrane transport. Gene Ontology annotation, molecular function: transmembrane transporter activity. The transcript is spliced from 3 exons. Gene Ontology annotation, cellular component: membrane. The record is from RefSeq and is a predicted model, not a curated record. Bases 171 to 2015 code for a protein of 614 amino acids.
UCGGAAAAGCCCCACCCCUGGUUCCAGACUGGAAGGGGUACGGGGUACGGGGUUUGCCCCCCAAAAAUAUGGUAGUACUGAAUUAAGAAAGAAAACUUCCCUUCACCCCUCAUGGCCUGGUGUAUCUGGUCACCGUCUCUGUACACCAUCAACCUAAGGAAACCAAUGUCAUGAGCCGUAGCUGGACAACCAUGAACGACCGUUCCAGCUCGAUUGAGGCUUCAGCUCUCUUCGACGGCGACGAUUACAACGGCAACCAGGGGCCCAAUGGUGGCUCUCAUGAUCGUGACUUUGGCAGCUUCUCCGAUGCCGAGAACGAGACCGCAGCAGAAAUCGAAACUGAACCUUUCAUUCAAGGCCCUUCCUCCUCUUCCUCCUCUUCUUCCGUCCCCUGGCACCGGCACCGGCUCCGGCACGGCCCGCAAUGGCGACCCCGAUGGGCCAGCUGGCGGCGACACGACUCGACCUCCGGCCGAUCCGCCUUCCACCUCCCCCAACCACAAUCUCCCCGCGCCGUAAUCUUCACCCUCUCCUUCCUCAAGUUCGUCAUCCUCGGCAGCGGCCUCCUCGUCAUGAUGCCCAUGUUCCGCCUCCUCGAGGACGCCUUUUGCCACCAGCACUACGGCAAGGACCUCGCCGAGCCCAUCCCAGAGAAGGAGUGUAAAGUCGACGAGGUCCAGUCGCGCCUGGCCUACCUCGGCGGCAUCGCCGCCGUCAUCGCCUCCGUCGUCACCCUCGUCAGCACCUUCCCCUACAGCAUCCUCGCCGACAAGGUGGGUCGCAAGCCCGCCCUCCUCCUGUCCUGGGUCGGCGUCAUGCUCGGCUUCGGCUGGGGUCCCGCCAUCCUGUGGUUCUCCGCCCAGCCCAACGUCUACCUCAUGCUCCUCGGCUCCCUGUUUUUUCUCAUUGGCGGCGGCAUCCCCACCACCAUCAACGUCAUGUUUUCCAUGGCCUCCGAUGUGGGCAGCGGGUCCGAGUCCGACCGCGCCUCCAACUUUCUCUACCUCUCGUUUGGUAGCGUCGCCGCCGGUCUCAUCGCGCCCGUCUUGUCUGGUGUCCUCAUGGAGAAGUUCAGCCCGUGGGUCCCCAUUGGCGUCGUCUUUGCAUUGGGACCCUUUAUCUUCGCCGCCAUGCUUUCCCUCCCCGAGACUCUGCGCAUUUGGGCCGGGAGCGAGGUUGAAACUGAGGCUGCGACUGCGACCCACGAUGACUACGACAACUACAGCCCUCGCGACGGCCAACCUAACCAGCAACGCUCCCUCCCGACCAUCAUACGCCACCACCUCCGUUCCGGCCUCGCCGACCUAGCAGUAGGCUUCAAAGUCCUCCGCGACCGCAACAUCCUCCUCUGCCUCAUGUGCUUCCUCGCCACCCAGCCCCUCUGGGUCGCCAGCUCCUCCACCCUCCCGCAAUACGUCUCGAAAUACUUCGGCUGGACCCUCGCCCAGACAACCUACCUCCUCUCCCCGCUCGGCAUCCUCCACCUCGUCCUCCUCGCCGUCCUGCUCCCCCGGCUCUCCGCCCGCCUCGUCGACAAGGACCGCCGUCGUCCCCUCUCCACGUUCGCCAAGGACCUGCUCCUCACGCGCGUCUCCUACGCCUUCCUCGCCGUCGGCGCCCUGGUGCAGGCCUUGAGCGGGUCGGUGGGCGUUUUCCUGUGCGGCAUGGUCAUUGGGACGUUUGGGUCCGCGGCGGGGACGCUGGCUAGGGCCGUGGUGACCGAGUUUGUCGACCCGUCUGUCACGUCGAGGUUGUAUGCCAUGCUGAGCAUCGUGGAUAUGGCGGGCGGCGCGCUCAUUGGGGGUCCCGCGCUGGCGUGGUUCUUCACUAGGGGGAUGGAGCGUGGUGGGUUGAUGAAGGGGCUGCCUUGGUUUUACCUCUCCUUUUUGUGUGCUGCUGCGUUGGGUACCAUGAUGCUUGUGCGGGAGCCGAGGAAACCCAAGCCGCAGGUGGAUGUGGGAGGAGAGGGGGGUAUUGACGGGUUGGGAUAUCAGUCGGCAGGGGAGGAGAACUAGAAGGGAAGCGGUAAUAAGCUCCCCUCCCUACUUCCUACGUCAAAAGAACCGUCACCAGACCAUAACCGCCAGAAAGAUCUACCCCUUCCACCAAUUCACUCCAAAGACGAAGACAACCCCUCCCAUU